UUUGCCGAGUGUGUCGGGGCUUGCGACCAGAGAUCCAGACAUGUACGCCGCUCAGCUCCGUUCCAAGGACGAGAUCCUGGCCAUCCGCGCCGCCGAGCGCGAGUACGCCAAGCGCGUGCAGCUCGCGCAGGAGACGCUCAAGGUCGUGCGCGAGGAGCUGGCCACGUGCUACCGCGAGAACGGCGUGAACCACAAGAUGGCGUGCAAGGGCCUCCGCGACGAGUACGCCAAGCUCAUCCAGGACCCCACCCACGGCGCUGGCUACCCGACGCGACCGGAGUUCUAGACGCUGGAUGGAUACAGGACGAGCAGAUUAAAGCGAUAUGUGGUCGGGAGCACAGCAGACACGGCCUGGAAAAGGAAAACAUGACAGAAAAAUGAUGAAAAUACAUGCGAACGAGAAUCGCUGGUUGGUCAUUGUC
Molecule: messenger RNA, 422 nt
Organism: Phytophthora sojae
Lineage: Eukaryota; Oomycota; Peronosporomycetes; Peronosporales; Peronosporaceae
Exons: 2
Coding region: 41-286 (81 amino acids)
Source: RefSeq, a predicted model, not a curated record